GCGGAUCGCGCGGAGCAACGGGAGCGCUCCGGUGAGCGAGUCUCCAUUUUUCUGGUUCGUGCCGCCGGCGCGCUCUUCAGGCCCCUCCUCCACGCCCAGUUUCGGGGGUCGCCUGGUAAGGUAAAACCCCUGAACCCCCUCGUCCCUCUAGCCGGGAGGUCGUUCCUAUCGCCUCUCGCGGCGUCGCCGGAUGACGUUCCGAGUCCUGUCGCUCGGUGCGGGACCCGGGAGUCUGCGAUUCCGGUUAAAAUCGCUCUGAGGCGGGUGCGGGCGCCAGCAUCGCUGCCUUCGGCCCCUGUAGACUCCGAUCGCGCUGCCGGUCGCUUUCCUGCUCAGAACCUUUCUCGGACUCCCGCCCCCGCCCCCGCCGCCACCCGCGUCGGCACAGGGCCUCCUCCGUACGGUGGAUGCAGGCCCUUCGCUCCGCUCCAGGGAGGGCAGGGGGGCGACAGAGAUGGCGGGCAGGAGGCCGGGGUCUGCGGAGUUAGGGGCCGUCAGAAAGUUUGGGCAGAAAGAACGGCAGGGAUUGAAACAGGUUGCCGCAGACUGGGGUCGAAGUGUCGGAGGAGGAAGAGCGAGGGAGGGAGACAGAAGGAUGCGGAAACAGGGAAACCCAGAUGGACAAAAGGAGAGAAGAGAAACAAGGACAAAGAGACAGAUACAGAGAACAAAACACAUAGUGGUCUCGGAGAAGGCGCAGGACCCAAACCCAGAAUAACCUUAUCUGAGAAAGAAGCCCAGAAGAAGAGGGGAAAAAGGAGGAAUGGCUCUUCCCCAGGGACGGGUGACCUUCAGGGAUGUGGCCAUAGAAUUCUCUCCGGAGGAGUGGGAGUGCCUGGACCCUGCUCAGCGGGCCUUGUACAGGGACGUGAUGGUGGAGAACUACUGGAACCUGGUCUCCCUGGGUGAGGAUAGUUUUCCUCCAGAAGUCGGAUGCCUUUCUGCUGGAUUUGAAAUCAAGGAAUUACCACCAAUAGAGGACAUUAAUGAAGGAGAAUUAUACCACUUAGUGAUACUGGAGAGAAAUGAAAGCCAUAGCAUCAAGGAUUUUGAUCUCAAGAAAGACUGGGAAAAUAUGCAUGAGUUUGAGAGUCACUGGAGAUAUGAUGCAAGAAAUUACAAAGAAGUGCCUUUGACACAUAACAAAAAUCUCACUCAUAGAAAAGAUCAACAGCUUAAUAAAUCCUCAAUUACUUUUCCUCAAAAGCAGAGUAUUUCUGUAAAAAAUAAUACAUACCAAUAUUUCAUGCCUGAUGAGCCAUCUGUAAGGCAUUUGUUAAAACUGGAAAAUAACAUAAGUGAUGCUGGAAAUUGGUACAUAAACUGUUUGGGAAAUAGAAUUGGAUUAAGUUUGCAGGCACACCUGGCUGAACUGCAGAGAUUUCAUACUGAGGAAAAAAUGUAUGAAUGUAAUCAGGUUGAGAAAUCUUUGAACGAUUCCUCUGUUUCACCACUUCAGAGAAUUCCAUCUAAUAUCAAAAACAUUUGGAAUAAAUAUAGGAAGAUUUUAAAAUAUCCUUUGUUACCUGCACAAUACAGAAGAGCAUACACUAGAGGAAAAUCUUACAACUGUAAUGACUGUGGGAAGGCUUUUAGCAAAAGCUCAAACCUCAUGAGUCAUGAGAGAAUUCAUUCAGGACAGAGACCUUACAAAUGUAAUGAGUGUGGCAAAGCCUUUACGGAGCGUUCACACCUUACUCAACAUAAGAAAAUCCAUACUGGAGAGAAACCUUACAAAUGUAAUGAGUGUGGCAAAGCCUUUAACCAGUGUUCGAACCUCACUAGACAUCAGAGAGUCCAUACAGGAGAGAAACCAUAUAAAUGUAACAUAUGUGGCAAGGUCUGUAGUCAAAAUUCAAACCUUGCAAAUCAUCAGAGAAUGCAUACUGGAGAGAAACCUUACAAAUGUAAUGAAUGUGGUAAGGCCUUUAUCCAGCGUUCCCACCUUUGGAGUCAUGAGAGAAUUCAUACUGGAGAGAAACCUUAUAAAUGUAAUGAAUGUAACAAAGCCUUUGCUGAACGUUCAAGCCUUACUCAACAUAAGAAAAUCCAUACCGGAGAGAAACCUUACAAAUGUAAUGAGUGUGGCAAAGCUUUUAAGCAGUGCUCACACCUCAUUAGACAUCAGAAUACACAUCCUGGAGAGAAGCCACACAAAUGUACUGUAUGUGGCAAAGCUUUCAUCCAAAGUUCUAGCCUUAUAGAACAUCAGAGAAUUCAUACAGGAGAAAAACCUUACAAAUGUAAUAAAUGUGAUAAGGCUUUUAUCAGACGGUCACACCUGUGGGGUCAUGAGAGAACUCAUACUGGAGAGAAACCUUACAAAUGUAUUGAGUGUGGCAAAGCCUUUGCUGAGCGUUCAAAUCUUACUCAACAUAGAAAAAUCCAUACUGGAGAGAAACCUUACAAAUGUAAUGAGUGUGGCAAAGCUUUUACCCAAUUUGCAAACCUUACUAGGCAUCAGAAAAUACACACUGGAGAGAAACCACACAAAUGUGAUGUGUGUGACAAGGCUUUUAUCCAAAGUUCAAGCCUUAUGGAACAUCAAAGAAUUCACACAGGAGAAAAACCUUAUAAAUGUAAUAAAUGUGAUAAGGCUUUUAUUAAACGUUCUCACCUUUGGGGUCAUGAGAGAACUCAUACUGGAGAGAAACCUUAUAAAUGUAAUGAGUGUGGCAAAGCCUUUACGGAGCGUUCACAUCUUACUCAGCAUAAGAAAAUCCACACUGGAGAGAAGCCUUAUACAUGUAAUGAGUGUGGCAAAGCUUUCACCCAGUUUGCAAAACUUACUAGGCAUCAGAAAAUACAUGGUGAAAAGAAACAUUAUAAAUCUAGUAUGUGUGGCAGUGGUUUUAUUCAAAGCUCAAGCUUUGGGGAUCAUCAAAGAAAUCACAGUAGAAAGAAACCUUACAAAUAAAAUGAUUAAGCAAGUGUUCAAGCCUUAUUCAACAUCAGUAUUCCAUCAUGGAGAGGAACCAUAUGAAACUAAUGUAUGUGGCAAAGCCUGUAACCAGGGGUUUACACCUCACUUGAUAACAAUAUAAAUCUCUAAAAGAAAGCACACAAAUGUAAUGUAUGGCAAGGCUUAUCCAAAGUUUAUACCUUGUGGAACAUAACAGUUCUUACUAGAUAGAAACCUUACAAAUGUAGUGAGUGUGAUCAGCUUUAUAAAAAAAUGUACAGCUUGGGGGGGAGGAAUAGGGGAGUGUGACUAAGAGGUACAAAUUUCCAGUGAUUAAAGAAAAAAAAACUACAACUUUGUGGUCAUGAAAAUUCAUAUGAGAUGGAAACCAUAUAAAUGUGUCAAGGUCCUUACCUCAGGAAACACCAAAGAAUUCAUACUGGACAGAAACAUUACAAAUAUAAUGAAGGUGAUAAUUUAUUUAGCCAAUUCUCUCAAUGGACUACAAUAAGAAAAUUCAUACUAGGGGAAGUAGGUCUAUUUUGAGGAUUAACCAAUCUUAGAUGUUAAAUUCCACAGUAAAUUUAAAUUACUUAAAACUAAUGAGAUGAUAUGUA
Molecule: messenger RNA, 3519 nt
Organism: Callorhinus ursinus (northern fur seal)
Lineage: Eukaryota; Metazoa; Chordata; Mammalia; Carnivora; Otariidae
Source: RefSeq, a predicted model, not a curated record